Messenger RNA from Moneuplotes crassus, 530 nucleotides. Lineage: Eukaryota; Ciliophora; Spirotrichea; Euplotida; Euplotidae. The record is from the annotation of a GenBank genome assembly.
UAUUAAUAAUAUUUAUUCAAAUGGAAAAUAUGAUAUACGUCCAAGUGCCUCAAAAGCCCCAGAUGGAAUCACCUGUAUUGAAGAAUGCUAAAUCUAUUCGUAAUGUUGCUCUCACCCUUGCUAUUGCUUCAUUAUUGCUGAUGCUUUAUAUCUUCCAGACUACUUACAAUGCUCCAAAAAUGAUCUUUUAUAUUCCCAUCGUCUUGAAUGGAUUAUUGAUCGUCUAUACCCUUUUCGAAAAAUGGCUAGGCUUUGGAUGCUUCAGAUCUUUCGUCAAAGUUUUCGCAUGGACCGGAUUCUCAAUCGCUGCUCUCUCAGGAGUUGUCAUCAUCUACUCUCUCCUCGUCGGCUUCUUCUCCAAACCAGAUGUACUUUUGUUCUACGUUUGGCUCGCAGUUAUCGCUCCUAUCGGAUUCCUUGGAUACACCGUUAUUUUCGUGCAGCAGGCUCAGAAAUACGAGGCAUCAAUGCUGAUCCCAAAAGUGUUGCCUUCUGAUUACCCUCAUGCUUUUCAAAAUAGACUUUAAAAU